Molecule: messenger RNA, 900 nt
Organism: Neohortaea acidophila
Lineage: Eukaryota; Fungi; Ascomycota; Dothideomycetes; Mycosphaerellales; Teratosphaeriaceae
Exons: 3
Coding region: 1-900 (299 amino acids)
Biological process (GO): L-phenylalanine biosynthetic process
Molecular function (GO): prephenate dehydratase activity; oxidoreductase activity
Source: RefSeq, a predicted model, not a curated record
AUGCCAGCGGUAACCUUCGACGGCCAGCCGCCUCGCAAGGCUGGCACCGCCGAUCUCUCGCAGCUUGCCGGCAAGAGUGUCAUUGUGACCGGCGGAGCUAGCGGUCUCGGAGAGGCCAUGGUGCGCGCCUUCUCUGCCGCUGGCGCUUUCGUGACGAUAGGAGACAUUGCCGAGGAGAGGGCGCUGAAGCUCGUUGCGGAACUCGGCGGCGAGGGAAGGGUGCAAUUCGUGAGAUGCAACGUCACCGUGUGGAAGGACCAGGUGCAGCUCUUCAAGGCGGCCAUGGAGCGCUCGCCUGCGCAUUGCAUCGACGUCGUCGUGGGAAAUGCUGGAGUCAUUACGCAGGAGACGUUUGAGGAUGUCGCGAACCCCGGGGAUCUGGAUCCGCCAGAGCCUGACUUCACCACCAUCCACACCACGUUGAUGGGGAAUCUCUUCACCGCGAAGCUGGCCAUUCACUACUUCCAGCUGCAGCCCGAAGGGCCGGGGAGAGACCGGUGCUUGAUUCUCACUGCGAGCAUCUCAGGAUAUGUUGAUCAUGCAACCCUGCCACAAUACUCGAUUUCGAAAUGGGGUAUUCGUGGGUUCAUGAGGGCCACGAGGAGGACGCUGGUCGGAAAGAAGAUUCGCAUCAAUGUCUUGGCGCCAUGGUAUACUCGAACAAACAUACUCCCGGGCCAGAUCUGGGAUGCUCUAGAAUCUCAAAAUACACCACUGGCAAAAGCAUCGGACGUGGCACUCGCGGCGAUCCAUCUUGCUGCUGACCCAACGAUAAAUGGCCGUUCUUUCGCGGUCUUGCCAAGGGAACUGAAUCCUGACGGGUAUGUGGAUCUGGGAGAGGAUGAUUAUGCCGAGGGCUCCUCUAUAGAAGUUUUGCAGCGGAAGGUGUUGGGUGCGUAG